GAUGAUUCCAGCAGGAACACAGGCGGAUGCAGUAUUGAAGCAGGUCAAACAGUUCGUUCAGAACGCCUGGACGUCCAAUCAGUCCAAAACCAGCCAUCCACAGCUACAACAGUUUCUCAUCAACGUCGAGAAAGCUUAUCAAUUGUUUACGAUUGUCUUUUUAACGAAGAACACUUGGUGAUUCCAACCAAAUUUCGUGAUCAAGUUCUGCUGGGUCAUUAAACUUUAUAAAUCAUAGUUGGCAUCGAUUUAAUCUUUGUCAAAAUAUCAAAAUGGCGACCCCGAAGCCAGGAACAUCUAGAUCCAACAUUUCCGGAGCCAACGCUUCUCAAAUUAUCGAACCAUCGGAUUAUUCGCUAGACACGGAAUUCCACUAUUAUUGUGCUCUGUUGCAAGAAUUGAUUCCAAACCUUCGCAACUCUGAGGAUCAGGAGCUCGCAAACCGUUGGCUCACGAAGUUGGUCGAGCCGUCUCUGAAUGUGCGCAAUCUACGCGAUAAACGGAACCGUUUCCUGAUGAUGCUUUGCAUAAGCCUUUUCAGCGGACACAUUCAGGCCCCAUUCAGUGCUGCACCCGUUGCAAAACUGCCGGAAACUUCCUCGCUUAGAAGACCUACGUUUACUCCUCCCGCGUGGCAUGUCAGUGCUGGGGAAUGGAAAGAUCACCUGUUGCUUCUCUCGGAACUGUACAAAAAGCUCAAAGUCCCAGCCUUUCGAAAAUGUCAAGCUCAUGCCAAACAGUGUACCGGUGGUAAAGAUGCUAGAUCUACUUUCCUAGAUCGUCAGUUCGAGUUCUUCUUGUAUCUAACAAAAUCCUACAUGAAAUCGCUGACGUCCUACCCUGAGCUAAGAAUUGCCUGCAAAUGGAUAGAGGUCCUCUCUCAAAUUGACAGAAACUGUUGUGCCCGAGCCAAAGGGAUUCGCAACGACCAUCUGCUGGCGUUGAUGAGCUAUCUUUUGCAGCAUCAAUUGAUGGGUCCGUUUCGCAGGUUACCCAGCCAUCCGCUGGAGCCACUUAUGGAAACGGCUCGUAAAGCUGCCAACAAUAAACCCAUGAAUCGGGCCGAUGGACUGGGACUCGAUGCAGGCGAUGAUUUUCUAAGUCAAUUCCCAAUUCCGGAAGAGGGUGCCUAUGCCUACAUUUCACUUACAUCGGAUCUCUUCGAAAAAGCUGGGUUAAUAAUAAAUUCGUAGUAUCAUAAGGUGUGAUUUAUUUCCAAACCGGUUAACAAAUCUCACAAUUGUAUUUCAUAAUGAUAAUAAAUCUUCAAGCUGUGAGCAUGAACAUA
Messenger RNA from Aedes aegypti (yellow fever mosquito), 1288 nucleotides. RefSeq lists its product as uncharacterized. The transcript has 3 exons. The record is from RefSeq and is a predicted model, not a curated record. Bases 273 to 1193 code for a protein of 306 amino acids. Lineage: Eukaryota; Metazoa; Arthropoda; Insecta; Diptera; Culicidae.